This is a messenger RNA of Phyllotreta striolata, 1791 nucleotides long. The record is from the annotation of a GenBank genome assembly. NCBI's taxonomy places the organism in Eukaryota, Metazoa, Arthropoda, Insecta, Coleoptera, Chrysomelidae.
CGUUAAUUGAGGUUAUGGUUGUACAUGAUCUUGUUAAAAAAAUUUAAAAUUGCGCCAAGAUUCAGUUUUUUGCAUUUUUGAUUGUUUAUUAAUCAUUGUAUAAGUAGAUCUAAAAUCAAUAUAUAAUUUACCUGACAAUCCUUUAUAGGAAGAACCUAAAUAUGGCUGUGCCCUAUGUGCUACAAUUAAAUAACGGUGUUAAUGCAAUACAUCUAACAGAUGUAUACACUUUAGAUGAAAGUGCACAAAUUACUUAUUUGCCAAAUGUAGGUAAUAAUAUUCAAGUACCGAUACCACUUCUGGCUUCGUUGAAUAUAAGCAAAAGCAAAACGAUUCAACUAGAUGCCCCCAAUGAUGCGGUUACUCCGAUUAGCUCGGUUUAUCAAAUCACUCAACCGAAGAAUAAUCCAUUACAGUCCACAAAAAGGGGAAGGAAGAAAAAACGGAAGAUCGAAGAACCACAGAAAGUUAAAGAAGAGUCUAAUAAACCUGCUCCGAGAACGAGAUCGGGAAGAGUUAUCAAGUUCCCCAAGCACAUGGAGAAAGUGUUCAAGAAGGUCGAAACAAAGGAGGUGAAAAAGGAAGAAAACGACGAAGAAAUCGAAACAUCAGAUUUCGUAACGUUCAAAGAAAAUCCCCCUGCAGAGCCUGCGGUGCUAUCCCAGUUGGAUUUCCAUCAGCGCAAGAGGAAAAUUGCCGCUCAAUACAGGUGCCCCAAAUGUCUGAAAGCUUACUUAGGCAAAACGAAGAUGAUUCAACACAUUAAGAAAUACCCCGAUCACGGCCCGAUUCCCCAGAAGGAUAAUAACAAUGUCAAUUUCGAAGUGUGGAAUUAUCUGGUGGAUAUUACUCAGAAAUGCCCUUCUGCUCAAAGGGGCAUCAAAUUCUGCGAGGAAUUAACGAAUUUAUUACACAACGUACUAUUACUUACAAGCGCUCUGUUCAAAAAAGUCAACCAAAAUAAGAAUUUCGUUGAAGUCGAUAAAGUUUUAGGUAACGCUAUAGGACUAUCGCCUGGUUUUUAUACAUUCAACGACAAUGAACUGUACAAAGAUGUUACAGUGUUGAAAUUAAUCACCACUACAGAUUUUUUUAAACCGAUUGAUUUGGAACGAAAUAAUGACAAGCCUGUUACGAAGGAGGAACAGCCGAGUAAACCGAACAAUUCCAACGACACUACACCUAGUGAUUCAACCAAAGAAAUGGAUUCAUUAUACCUUAGUAAAGAGAACUCGAAUGCAAAGCCAAGCUCAUCCUCGACAAAACCAGAAAUUACUAAAGAAUCGGGACACGUCGGGGAUAAUUUCGAAAAGAAAAAUGAAACUCCACCAGUUCGCGUCGAUUCGGAAUUGCUGCCAGAUCACUCGUUUCUGCAGUUAUCCAGCAUACGUAACAGCGUGGAUGAUUUGAUGUUGACUUCGGUGGAUUCGGGCGGGACGCUUUUGGAUAAUUCCACCAGUUCCGAUGAAGUGAUGAACGUCGAUCAAUUCGUGAACGAACGAUUUAAGAGAAUAACGGAGCCCGAUAUGGAGUUGGGGCCUUGCCUGAAUCUCGAUUUGCCCAGUUUGGAUAUGUUCCAAUUCAACACUACGUAGCGAAUUGAGGAUAGGUAAAUGUAACUUUUGACUGACUUAUUUUUUUUUAUUUUUGUUGUUAUUGUAUUCUCAGGUAAUAAUUGUAAAAUAAUGUGGCAAAUUGAUGUGACCAUUCGAUAUAAUAUAAAUUAAAAUUAAUGUGCAAACGUAUUUUUUUGUCGAUGAGAAUAUCCAAUGGUCAUUUUUUAAAAUAAAU